CAGUGGCGGCGCUGCUGCGUUUGUUUAUUGUCUUGUUGCGGGAAUUUCUUGGAGGAGAUUUUAUUCAAAAGGAUUUUCUUGCAUUUUCCAGUGUUUUUGUGUGUUUUCCUGGACGAAGUUUUCCGGAGAAGUGUUCAGCAAUGUUGGACCUUUUGUUUUCAGUUCACAAAAAAAUCCCCACAGCCCUUCCCAUUGACACAAGCAAUUCCAGGAAUUUUGUGACUGUCUCCUCGUGCAAUAUCAUCGCCUUUACGUCCAAUUUUGACCUCACGACUGGAGCUUAUGGCUAUCAUUGCUACAUUUGCGACAUAAACGCCCCAUGGAACGUCUACAAGGUAACUUCCAACAAGUAUCCAAUUUCAAUUCUUGCCUGGGAUGUUUUGGGGAAGUACCUCCUUAUCGGGAAUACUUUUGGCUCAAUCUGCAUUUGGAUGCAAAAGGAUAAUUUCCUGUCUGAGUGGUGCCACGUCUAUACGGCUACCUUCCCCGGGGAAUGCAUCAUCAAGGCGGUGUUCUUCCACAAUGGCAGGAAGAUCUCCUUCAAUGCUGACAAGAAGGAAGCCUCCUCGUAUUCGGAUAAAUUCCAAAAAGUCAAAUUCUUCCCCAGUGUCCGGCAAUUUGGGGGUGUCCCCACGGAUGGAUUCUUGGUUAUUACGGCUAGUGGACUUAUUGGGGCUGUGGCAAUUCCUCCGGAACAACCUACAGCCCCAUCUCCGGCUCCUCCACCGGCUAAUCCUCCUGCUCAGCCGGCUGCCACUCAACCCCAAGCAGCUCCUCUGCCACCGCCACAGCCUCCAGUUAUCGUAAUUCCCCACAUCCUGGCCACGGUGACUGAGAGUCUCGGCCAAACACGAAGCUUCUACACAACAGCUGACGUUUGCUACGGGAAAAAUGGUCACUUCCUGAUUGCUGCCUCGAACAAUGACUACCAGAAUCGAACGCUCAUUGUUCAAUGCUUCAGGGUAAUUGUGAAGAAAGUCGAGGAAAAGUUGACAAUAACGAGCCAUUCUUUGCCGAGUUUCUUCCUCAAUGAGGGCAUCGGGAGGGAUCUUCCGGACUUGGAUCUGCUGAAGCUGAAAUGGACAUUCCAGGAGGACACAGAUACGCUCAUUGUUGCCAUGAAUUCCAGCAUUGGGGGCUUCAUUGAAGUGUGGGGCCUCGUGGAGAAAUCCACGCCCAUCCAUAAACUCUUCCAGGCCAACAAAUCCGAAGUCUUCAAAGCUUUUGUUUGGACUCCACAAAGUCAUUUUCGGUAUACUUCGAAGAUCCUCAAUAUUUGCACGAGUAAACUCCAACUUGGCUCAUCAGGCUACAUUUCCGUCGUGAUGGCAGACAAUUCUGUUUUCUGCCUUCAUCGGGAUACCCUGAGUAAGGCAGCUAGUGGAAGUUUGAGCAUUGCUCAUCGCAUCGAUGACGGAGCGAAGCAGACAAAAUUGAAUUCAACUCCGAGAGACAUUGAUGUGUCGUGGAUGGGGCAUCUUUUGGUUUGUCUUGACAAUCUCGGGCAGUUGUUUGUCUUCAAGAGCAACAACAUGCCCGAGCAGCUGGGGAUGCCGUCUACAAUACAGCACACGGUGUCUCUUCUUGAGUACUGCAUCGUAGCGGGAUAUGACUAUCUGGAUAUUCUCCUGGCUAUUCGGUCAAGUACAAUUGAUAAUAUCGUUGAGAGAUUAUCGGAGAACUUCAACAGGCAAGUUAAUCCGAUUCAGCAGUUUUACUACGUUAACUUCCUCACAAUGAAGACGAAUCUCUACCGAUUAUCCCCGUCGGGGCAGUCAAAGUCUCAAGAUUUAGCCUGUCUCCUUAUGCUUCAUUCCAUUUUAAUUGCCUUCAAGAGCCUCCUUCGUCCGUCAGAUCUCACUUGUCAUGAUAAAGGCCCGGCGGAAUAUUUGGCCAUGGGCCUCUCAGAGUCCAAUACAGACGUUGACAAAGUUCUGUUGAAUCUCGAAGCAAAGGACUUUACGGUGGAACCUUCAACGCUGCAGAGUCUUCAGCAGCUGAUUCAGUGGGUUUCAGACUUGGCGCUCAAUAUUCUCGCCCGGCUUCCUGAAACACGUUCUAGUGGAGGGAAUAUGAAGAACACAGGGUACGAAAUAAGUCAUGACGUCGUGGCGCUCAACAGUAUUCGCGAACUUCUGGUUAUGAUUAGAAUUUGGGGCCUGCUAAAGGAGCAGUGUUUACCCAUUUUUGCACGUGCCGAUAGCCUGGAUAUCCUCUCGACGGUCUUCCGGCUUCUCACGCGUCUGGCCUUCAAUCCCAAUGAACCAGACGACAUGCUUCUGGAUGAGUGUUGCCUACUACCGAGUCAGGUGAUGAUCCCGCAGUUGCCCUUUGUCACAAUGCGCGUCUCAGUGGCUUCUCCACUUCUGGCCAACUUGAAUCUUCCGCUCUAUUUUGAGUACAACGUUGAACCGGAAUGUUUGAAGUUUUCCGUGGAUAACAAUCCCAUGGAGAAUGGUGGGGUGUCCAAUGAUAGUGUUGUGGAUUCAGUGAGACACCUGCAGCUGGGAAAGAUGCCUCCAAUGCUCCGGAAAUGCUGCCGGUGUGGAGCUGCAACAGCCAUGAAUAGUGUUGCUCGAACUGCUGCAAUGAAAGCUUGGGAGCAGCGUUGGUCAAGCGGAUGUCGCUGCGGGGGAUUCUGGCGCCUCCAAUCGUACGUCUAAAACCCCACACAGAGCAUCCGGAAGCAAGAGAAGAGGACAAGCAUGAGCAGAAAACAAAGAAUUGUGUAGAAAAAAAUAUUUAUUUGACAACUAAAA
Molecule: messenger RNA, 2759 nt
Organism: Lutzomyia longipalpis
Lineage: Eukaryota; Metazoa; Arthropoda; Insecta; Diptera; Psychodidae
Gene: MED16
Product: mediator of RNA polymerase II transcription subunit 16
Exons: 9
Coding region: 141-2663 (840 amino acids)
Biological process (GO): positive regulation of DNA-templated transcription
Cellular component (GO): mediator complex
Source: RefSeq, a predicted model, not a curated record